Molecule: messenger RNA, 1221 nt
Organism: Lates calcarifer (barramundi perch)
Lineage: Eukaryota; Metazoa; Chordata; Actinopteri; Centropomidae
Gene: endouc
Product: endonuclease, polyU-specific C
Molecular function (GO): RNA endonuclease activity
Source: RefSeq, a predicted model, not a curated record
ACGAGUUCAUACUUGUCCAGAUUUGCCCAUGCGCAGUUAAUGGACAUUGUCCAUGUGCCUGGUGGAGACUAAGUGAAUCAGACAAGUGAGAACUUUGCUGCAGUCUGAGCUGAAGGAGUGGAAACUUGCAAUAAGUAUGACGGCUGUAAGGUUUUGUGGAGUCCUUGUUCUUCUUGCAGUGUCUCUCAAUAGACUGAAUGCAUCAAGACCAGCUGUAAACCAGGAACUGUCCAGUCUUUUCAAUGAGCUGUGGAGGUUGGAUGUGAAUCGCAUGAGCCCUGCGAUAGACUACACCAUAUCUGUUCAGGGUCGAGCCAGUUUUGUAAGUCAGGGCAGCCAUGUUGUACCGGAUCACGCCUCACAGCCUCUGUUCUCCAACGUUAAUGAAAACAAACUAAAGAACACAACCACCACCUCCUUGUUCAUGAAACUCCUGGACAACUAUGAGAGGUCCACAGGCGUGACAGAACGAGUCACAACAGAGGAGCAGACUGAGACUAAUCUCUUCCUGGAUGCUGUCUUACAGACAGAAGUCAUGAAGCGGGCUCAUAGGUACCUGGUGAGCAAAGGACAGUCCAGCUCUGACUUGAGGCUGUUUAAGAAUCAGUUAAACCUGAUCUGGUUUCACCUCUACCACAGACAGAGAAACACAGGCCUGGACUCCUGUGGAUUCGAGCACGUCUUUGUUGGAGAAACAAAAUCUGGAACAGAAAUCAUUGGUUUUCACAACUGGAUCCAGUUCUACCUGCAAGAAAAAAACAGGCACUUGCACUACAAAGGAUACAAAGCCAGGGAGCAUGACUUACCUGAUCAAGACGACCACGUCCUGAACCUCCAGUUCAGCUGGCACGGUGUGGUGAAGCCCGUUGGAAGCGCCUUCAUCGGAACCAGCCCAGAGUUUGAGAUGGCAAUCUUCACCGUCAUCUUCCUCAUGAGCACAGAGAGGAGCACCACGGUGCUGGUCAACAUCGACCAGUGUCAGAUGGAGCUGGUGGUCAUCAGACAUGGACGCUCCCUCGGCACAGCGUAUCCCAAACUGCUCAGCAGCAACAGCAGACAUGUCAGGCAGCACUCGCACUGAAUUCACUUCUCAUACAAAGUGAUACCCAUGUCUUUGUUUGAUGACAUGAGGCACAAAUGGUUAGUCUGUUUUCAUCAGGACUCAAUUAUUGUCAUAAACAACAGUGUCAAUAAAAAUAAACACUGCUUUUUAAAAUCAAA